Emiliania huxleyi CCMP1516 is the source of this 888-nucleotide messenger RNA. RefSeq lists its product as hypothetical. Bases 1 to 888 code for a protein of 295 amino acids. The transcript has 3 exons. NCBI's taxonomy places the organism in Eukaryota, Haptophyta, Isochrysidales, Noelaerhabdaceae. The record is from RefSeq and is a predicted model, not a curated record.
AUGAGCAAGCGGCCCCUAAACGAGGAGGAGGAAAGGCUGCGUCGGUGGCACCAGGCAACUUCCGACGACAGCGCGGCCAUCGCCGCGGCCAAGAGGCAGCAGCAGCGGCUGGCGCCAGUGUGCAAAGAAUGCGGCAACCAGGCCAAGGUACUACGAAAGCACGCCGGCGGGAUGCUCUUUUUCGCGUGCGGAUCAUGCAGGUCGCCGACGGGAGCUCCAAAGUUUCUGUCGCCAUGCGUUGAUGGCCAGGGGCGCGCGGUGACGGUGGCCGCAACGCCAGGCGCCGCAGCUGAUUCGCCCGAGUGGCCACCCUCUGUGUCGCCGGUGCGGCCGCGCGCACCGCCGACAACGCCGCCGACGCCACCAACCGCGCGGCCGCCAUCCGCUGCGGAAAUCGCCUCCUCGUCGCGGUGGGGGCGGCCCGAAGUGCUGCCGGGCGGGACGCGUGUAACGGUGCGGGGCCUGCAGGGCGCGGCGCAGCACAACGGCAAGAGCGGCGAGGUGAACGAGAGCAACGCCGCGACGGGGCGGUACACGGUGCAGCUCGACGACGGCGAGGUGCUGCGCCUCAAGCCGGAGAACCUGCUCCAGUCCUGCUCCGCCGAGCUGACGGGCAUCGAGCGGAAGCCGGAGCUCAACGGGCGCGAGGGGCGCGUCACGGGCUGGGACGCGUCGGGCGGGAGGUACCACGUGGUCUCGGUCAAGCCGGACAACCUGAUCCUGCCUCAGGGGGCGAGGGCGACCGUCGUCGGGCUCGUCUCGCAGCCGCGCUGGAACGGGUCCACCUGCAAGGUGAUCUCCUUUGACCGCGAGCGGCGGCGCUACACCGUCCAGAUGAAGGACGAGUCGACGCACCUCGCCCUCAAGCUCGAGAGCCUCCGGCUCUGA